This is a messenger RNA of Eutrema salsugineum, 1317 nucleotides long. Its product is annotated as DNA damage-repair/toleration protein DRT100. The transcript has a single exon. The record is from RefSeq and is a predicted model, not a curated record. NCBI's taxonomy places the organism in Eukaryota, Viridiplantae, Streptophyta, Magnoliopsida, Brassicales, Brassicaceae. Gene Ontology annotation, molecular function: protein binding. The coding region runs from base 78 to 1211 and encodes 377 amino acids.
AACCUAUGUAAGCUCAAUAAACACAUCACACCAAGAGAUUCUUGGAAGAUAAAUUUCUGUAUAAGUCAGGUCUUGUAAUGAUCGAGACAAUGGAUGCUAAGAAGUCGUUGGUGAUCGUAUUAACCAACGUCGUCGUAUUGCUUCUCGUCGGUGGCGCCACGGUGGUCCAAGCUUGUCUACCCUCCGAACGAGCGGCGCUUCUUGAGUUCCGAUCAAAGCUCAAUGAGCCUUACAUCGGCGUUUUCAACACUUGGAAAGGCCAGGACUGCUGCAACGGCUGGUACGGCGUGAGCUGCGAUCCCAAUACUCACCGAGUCUCCGGCAUCACUCUCCGCGCGGAAUCCGAGGACCCGAUUUUCCAGCAGGCAAAACGGAGUGGGCUGAUGACCGGCUCAAUCUCGCCGGCGAUAUGUAAACUCACCCACCUCUCCGGCAUCAUCAUCGCCGACUGGCAGGGAAUCUCCGGCGUGAUUCCCAGCUGCAUCGCAAAUCUGCUUUUCAUGAGACAUAUAGAUCUCGUCGGGAAUAAAAUCUCCGGCGUGAUUCCGGCGAACAUUGGGAAGCUGCAUAGACUGAGAGUGUUGAAUCUCGCCGAUAAUCAAAUAUCCGGUGGGAUUCCUUCGUCGAUCACGAGAUUAACGAGUUUAUCGCAUCUGGAUCUCAGGAAUAACUAUAUCUCUGGAGUCAUACCGCGAGAUAUGGGCCGGUUAAAGAUGCUGAGUCGUGUGCUCUUAAGCGGUAACAAAAUCUCGGGUCAAAUACCCGUAUCUCUGACCCGAAUCUACCGUCUCGCGGAUCUUGAGCUCUCCAUGAACCGAAUCACCGGCCCAAUACCGGCUUCGCUUGGCAAAAUGUCGGUGCUCGCGACGCUUAAUCUCGAGGGGAACUUGAUCUCCGGUCCAAUUCCGGGGACUUUGAUGAGCUCUUCGAUCUCGAAUUUGAAUCUGAGCGGGAACCUUAUCGCCGGACGGAUACCUAACACGUUUGGGCCGAGAUCGUACUUCACGGUGCUGGAUCUUUCCAACAACCGUCUACAGGGACCAAUUCCGGCAAGUAUAACGGCGGCAUCGUUUAUUGGGCACCUCGACGUGAGUCACAACCAUCUGUGUGGGAAGAUUCCAACGGGAUCUCAUUUUGAUCAUCUGGAAGCCACAUCGUUCGCUUAUAAUAGCUGCCUAUGUGGAAAGCCUCUCGGGAAUUGUAAGAAAUAAUUUUAUCAAUUAUUAAAAUGAUUUGGGAAAUCAUACCAAAAACUUGAUUUUGAUAUAAAUUAUUUAUAUUUCCUCAUUACCAUUGCCAUGUAGCUAGCCGUUUGAA